Aspergillus clavatus NRRL 1 is the source of this 966-nucleotide messenger RNA. RefSeq names its product fungal specific transcription factor domain-containing protein. The coding region runs from base 1 to 966 and encodes 321 amino acids. Gene Ontology annotation, cellular component: nucleus. Gene Ontology annotation, molecular function: DNA-binding transcription factor activity, RNA polymerase II-specific; RNA polymerase II cis-regulatory region sequence-specific DNA binding. The transcript has 3 exons. The record is from RefSeq and is a predicted model, not a curated record. NCBI's taxonomy places the organism in Eukaryota, Fungi, Ascomycota, Eurotiomycetes, Eurotiales, Aspergillaceae. Gene Ontology annotation, biological process: positive regulation of transcription from RNA polymerase II promoter by galactose.
AUGUCACGAUCGGCAAAUGAAAUAUACGGCCGACCGCACGAUUCGUUGCUGCAGAUGUGGAGGAUCGCGCGGUCCAUCUCGGAUGAUCUGCGCUGUUACGAUUCCAAGAUGCAACAGGCCCUUGGCUUUGGCCUGGAUAGGUGUGCGCAGCCAGGCGAUGUCGGGGUCCGUCAAGCGAUCUUAGUAACGCUUUACUAUCACACGAUCCUCCUGACCUUCCGGCCAUUUCUGAUAUUUCGCGGGCGAUGGCGACGCGACAUGCAAAUGUCAACUCCUCAAGCUGGAAGCAGCACGGCGAAACGCCCCACAGAGAUGCCAACUUGGCUUAACGAGGCCUGUGAGCAUGCGAUCAAUGCUGCGUGCCGGACUCUACACCAUUUGUGCGAAGCAGCUAUCGUCAAUGAACUGGUUCGGGAACUGCGGUACCAUGGUUUCUUUCUCACAAGCGCCUGCUUUGCACUCAUGUACGACUUUAUGUACAACGAUGAAUUUGCCGCUCGACACCUCCCCUGGGUCCAUGUCGGUCUUCAGUGCCUCGGGGCUAUGCGACCAGACGAUCCAAUCACAAGCUCAAUUUCAGCUAUACAGACAGUUUUGCGGAAACUACAUCCGUCCUAUGAAUGGACGCCCGCUAGCGGGACUAGCAAUCAAUCUCAUGACCCGGAGUUUGGAUCCCCAUCAUCCGCGCGCCCCUAUUUGACUAGCAUGGGCCCGGACCACAUGAAUGCACCCCGUGAAGUGUUGCCUCAUGAAGGCUGGAUGGGAGGUAUCCUUCCGGCAUUGCCUAACAUGCAAGGCUAUCCGCUCCAGAGCGACAUUCCCGAGGCCGCUGCCAGUGCGGGAAGCAGCGAGGACCUGCCUGACUUUACGCUGUCGGACAUGGGCUGGGACUUUAAUUUUUCUACGAUGGACCUGGAGGCAUUCUUCUCCAUUCAACCAGAUGUCAAUCCUUCCCACGCAGUGUAG